AUGGAUACCUUGUCGCCGCCACCUAAGCUCAUUCAUCUCUUUACUCUACGUUGUGCGGUAGACCCGCCAAUGGAAGUUGGCCAUGGUCCCUAUGGUCGACGGCGAUGUGUUCCCAUCAUAUCUGGGUCUGUUCAAGGGAACUAUCUGAAUGGCGAGGUUGUUCCAGGUGGUGCAGACUUCAUGUUAGUUGAAGAAGAUAACACAACACAUGUGAAUACCAAUUAUAUGAUCAAAAGCGACGACGGCGCUUUUCUCUAUAUCCGUACUGAAGGGACUCGGGCAGGCCCACCAGAUGUCCUUCGAGCAUUGAUGGAAGGCGGACCAGUCGAUCCUAGUCAGUAUUGGUUCCAUCUACAUGUGAAGAUUGAAACAGGCUAUGAAAAGUACAAGUGGAUGAACAAUCGAGUCAUUGUCGGACGAGCAACGAGAGCGAAAGGAGAAGUGGCUUAUGAUGCAUACUUUUUGGAAAACAAUCCAUGA
Messenger RNA from Penicillium soppii, 480 nucleotides. Its product is annotated as DUF3237 domain-containing protein. The record is from RefSeq and is a predicted model, not a curated record. The coding region runs from base 1 to 480 and encodes 159 amino acids. The transcript has 3 exons. NCBI's taxonomy places the organism in Eukaryota, Fungi, Ascomycota, Eurotiomycetes, Eurotiales, Aspergillaceae.